Messenger RNA from Closterium sp. NIES-65, 3888 nucleotides. Lineage: Eukaryota; Viridiplantae; Streptophyta; Zygnematophyceae; Desmidiales; Closteriaceae. The record is from the annotation of a GenBank genome assembly.
AUGUUCCGUGCUUGUAUGCAGAAAGUGCCGGGCACAGUGUCGGACGGGCAUGUCGGUGCCGGCGUGCUUUCCGCGACGUCGUUCGGGUGGGUAGCAAAACAGAUCGACCAUCUGACAGGCGAGAAGGGUCGUCGUGGGGUGAGCAUCGAGAGCAUCGGGAUGAAGGGGCUGAAGGCUUUGCGCGACAGCAUGGUUGAGUACGUCGGCAAGGUCAUUGCCGUAAAACGCACCGCGACGCCAACUUCUCUAGCCGCCGGACCCGCCGACAAUGCCAUAGAUGACGACGUCGCGGAAGGACAGAAGGCGCCCCAAGGUGCAGUUGCCGCCCAGCAUCAUGGGAACGCGAGGGUGCAUGGGGAAGGUGGAAACGGUGGAGGAGACGACGCAGAGGCAGGUGCAGGAAGGUCGGAAACGGAGAAGUCGUCGUCGUCGUCGUCGUCGGAGUCGGAGUCGGAGUCGGAGGAGGAAGACGAGGCGGUGAAGCGUAAGGACGAGGAGGAGUAUGAGGAGGAGGAGGAGGAGAAUAAGGACGAGAAUGGUGAGAAGUGGGAGGGAGGGAAGGAUGAGGAGGGGGGGGAUGAAGAGGUGGAGUUCGUGGUGGAGUAUGUAGAGGGUACGGUUGAGGCGGGAGCGGCGGAAGAGGCGGUGGGGUCGGCAGAUCAGGGGAAUGAGGAAGAGAAGGAUGACGGCGCGGGAAAUGCUACGAGGUCGGCAGAUGUGGGGAAGGAGAAGGGCGAGGUCGGCGUGGAGGCACCUGGAAAUGGCCAAGAUGAGGCGGCCUGCAAAGGAGGUGGGAAGGUGUCGGUCGACGCCGGCGAAGGGCCGAACAACACGGGCGAGCAGGAGGCCGGGGAAGCACCUGGUCGGCAGGGCCCAGAACUGGACGACGUCGAGGUUCUGCGACGGGAAAACUGGUUGUUGCGGGCGGAGAACGCUCGGCUGGCGUCGUUGCUCGAUGCGGAGCGGUCCCGGCUGGACAGUUUUUUUGUUGGGGUCAGUCGACUCGUCGACCACGUUAAAGGGUUGGCCGAGCAGGUCGACGACACCGACAAGUAUGCCGCGGAACAGCUGCGAAACGCGACGGAGGCCAUGUCGAAGACCAUCACGGGCAACAUCUCCGGCAGCUUUGACGAAGCGUGGAAGUCGAUGAAGACUUUCACGGAACAUGCGACGGAGUGGUUGGAGGACUUCGACAAUCCGGAGGGUCGUGUCGCGUAUGCACGAGCGUUAGCGGUCUCCUCCUUGGCCGAACACGUGGAUUCGGUGGUGGGCGAUGCGAAGAAGGGGUUGGAAGAGUACAUCUCGAACCACCUUGCCUCCGCGCAGGUCAACAUCGCCACCGCUUUGACCGCCAGGCUCGCCGUGCCGCCGCCGCCACCGCCUCAUCCCACGCCGCCCGCCAUCCCAGAAGAGAUUUUGAAGUCGUUCAAGGCCGACAUCCUGAAGGCGGUGACGGAGGCCACCCAGCAGUCUUUUGUUGCUUCCGGGAUGAAGAUCAUGACAGAGAUGAUCGGCACUGUGGCUCCUGGUCGACGUGGGUCGUCGCCUUCGGCCAAUGACGCCGAUAACGCGCAAAGAAAAACGGCCGAGAAGCAGGGCCAUAAGAGGACCGGCGAUGGAGACGACAAGGGGAGCUCGAAGCGGAGCAAGGGAGCGGACGGUAGUUUCGGGUCGAAGCCUGCGCAAAAAAGCGUGGUCGACCAGCUGAAGACGAAGGCGGGGUGGAAGGUGGUAAGGACGUCGCACAGCAAGGGAGGCGGAAGCGGGGGAGUAGAGGGUGGCCCUGCCGACGGGGUUGCCGCUAACCUAGCUGCUCCGACUGGCCCGCCUUUGGUCGCCGAGCAGACCCAUCCUCAGGCGAGCGGUGGGAAAGGCGUUACCGACAAGGAGGUGCCAACUGCUCAGGCGGCGAAUGAUGGUGACUCCGGAACCACCAAGGGACCACCCGUCGCGGCGGCGGCCAAGCCUGCUUCUGCUACGGUUGCCGGCACCACCAAGUCGAGUCCCCGUAACCCCCUUGCGGCUACCAGCGCGCCUGCCGGCCAGUCAGGUGCGAACAAAGAUGGCGAGGCUGCUCCAGCUCCAGCAGCCCCGACUGCCGCCAAGGUUGUCGCGAAGGUUGCUUCGGCUAAGGGUGAUGCCAUGGCAUCAGCUAAGGCCCCCCCCGGUGGUACGGCGCUCAGAGAGAUGCUCCGCCGCAUGGAGGCACAUAGCAGGGACGUGCAGCAGCAUCCCGUGGUCGACGCCGGCCUUCCUGGAACAGCACGCCGCUCCGUCACUACGCAGGUUGCCGGCAAGUCGUCCGGUGCCCCACCUGCCGCGCCUCCGGUGGCCGCCCCACCGCCUGCGGACCCCAAGUCCGAUUUUCUUCGCGCCCAUUUAGGCGCACGCAAAGCAACUGCUCCGUCAGUGACCCUGCCGGAACUCGGCAAAAGCGCGACGCCGAUGUCGGUAAACGCGACCGCACCCACACCAGGUGCAUCUGUGGUCGAUGUGGCGGCGGAGAAGGGAGUGAGUGCAGCGCUCGCCACCGGCGGCCGCGCAGACAAGCAUGCCGACCUCGCUGUCGUCAUGGCCCAUUUUGAGGCAGCAAAGCGCCCCGAGCACGCCCCUGUUAUGGCCAUCAUGGACACGGCGCAUGUGGUGCCGUCGGCGACCCACAGAGGGGGUUCGACGGAGCAGACGGCCGCAACGGCUGCUGUCGCCGAGAUAAAUGCUGGACGGAAGGAAAAGGACGACAAAGGGAAAGGGAAGGCGAUCUCUCAGAGGAGCACGCGGGCGAUGACUGCGGGGAAGUUGACGUCGGAAGAGAAAGGAAAGAAGGUGGAAGGGGAGAAGGACAAGACGGGCGGCAAGGACAAGGCUGGCGACGGGCAAGGGUGGGUGGGCGAAAUUAAGGUACACGGACAGAAUCGGUACAUCGGCAAGUCGAGGGAGAAGAUGGAGCUGGCCUACGAGCACGCGAUUGCGUUCGUCGUCUACGACGGCUACGUGAGCAAGGUGCUCAUGAAGGAGCUCACCGUCUUGAACCCGGGGGAGUUGGAUAAAUGGAAGGAGGUGUGGGCGGAGGUGAAGUUGUUGCCCACUGGGAUGUGGACGGUGAUGUGGGCCAGAGGCUUGUGCCAUCCGAGAGCAAGGUUCGACGAUAUACUCGCCAGGUACCGUGGGUACGCGAGUUCGGGUGUUGCGCUUCAUGACGUGCUCUGGCCGGUGAUCUGGUUCCCCAUCAUCGAGGACACGGAGGAAGGCAAGGAAGAGACGAACGCUCUCAUGUCGGCGAUGGUAAAUCGCGUGUCGAUGUGCGCGGCGUAUGGGAAGGUCGCGGCGAGCGCGGCGUUUGGGAAGGUCGAUGCGAGCGUGGAGGGGAAGGCGGACGAGAAGAUGGAGAUGGGGGCCCAGGCGUUAGCGGCAUCGGCAUGCGCCAUCUGGUGCCUCUUGGAGACGGGGGCGUCGGUGCUCGGUGCUGUGGGCGAAGGGAAGGCGGCGGCGAUGGUGGCAGGUGCGGGGGAGGCGAGGGCCAAGGACUUCAAGGAGGUGAUGCACGCGGUGAUCGACAUAGCACGCAGCAGGCAGGCUCCCGCUGGGGAGGUUGCACAUAACGUCGCGCCAUCGCUGCAGAGCCAGGCAGUUGCUAGGGCCUUCGCGAAGGGAGUUGAGGAAGUCGAGGCCGACAUGAUCGCAAGAGCGACGGUCGAGACCUUGGCGUUCUGGGGAAUGUGCCCCGUCGCCGGGCCCAAGCUCAAAGCGCAGGGCAUCGAUGUGCCGUGUGACGCGAGGAUGGAGUACGAUAUGGAUCACAGGGGGAGGAAGGGGGAGAAGGUCAAGCAGAGCAAGGGCAGCAGCAAGAGGAAGAAUAGCAAGCAGGGCAUGGGCAGUACGGAUGCGUAG